This is a messenger RNA of Annulohypoxylon truncatum, 5091 nucleotides long. RefSeq lists its product as uncharacterized. NCBI's taxonomy places the organism in Eukaryota, Fungi, Ascomycota, Sordariomycetes, Xylariales, Hypoxylaceae. Gene Ontology annotation, molecular function: protein binding. The transcript is spliced from 2 exons. The coding region runs from base 742 to 4431 and encodes 1229 amino acids. The record is from RefSeq and is a predicted model, not a curated record.
CCUCCUGGAUUGCACAGAUUCAAUGUUUAUCUCAUGAUCUCAGAUUUAUGAGAGGGAUAGCACGGAUGCAAUGUACAGUGUCCGUGUAGAUUUUUAUGUACCUGGACAGGUACAAUACCCGAAACCCCUACAAACUCAAUGCGAGUGCGGGAACCAGCAGACCUUAUUCCGUUUAAACUUGCGGGUCCCAGCUGAGCUCGUUACCGGGCAACCCAGAAACACCCCUCUGUUUUCCUACGAUGGUUUUGCCAAGCCCCAUAGAUUGCAACCUGCUCCAAUUACUGCCCCGAGCUCCCUCUACUGAACCGCACUUUCGCUCACAAUAUCCCAAUCAUAAUCGACAGAUCUGACCUGAUGUGCUGGCAAUCCCCAUACUUUGCCUGCCUUUCCCCUACAACCUGCAAGUCCCCAAAUUCCUGACCCUGACCUCUUGCUUGCUUAGCAGCUUAACAGCCGUAAUAAUCAUAAUAAUUCAACGUAUUAUCGAACGGCAUUGUUGAUCCAUCCGUCGGGACGUACCCACGAGUACACUACAUACUAUUCGUACCACACCGCCUCAGAUGAUAUCGUCUUCUUCAACUGCGUAUUUACUCCAUCGCCUUGCAGCAACCACCGAAAGCGCUGUAAGGGAUUUAGAGUAAGAAUCGAAUUCCCCUAAGCCGAUCCGACUUACACAAACUCAAUCGCCGCAUAUUCCAAACUGGCGAAUCGCCGACUACUUACAUUGCGAAUAUCGGCACAAUGGGGUCAGCACCACCGUUACCCACGCGGUUUCCGUGCUGGUGCAGAGCCGUUUAUUCUUGGGGAGGAGAAUCACAACACGAUCUCGGAUUCAUUGAGGGGGAUUUAAUAGAAUGUCUCAAUGCAGGAGACGGAUCAUGGUGGACGGGAAGAUUACGGCGAAACAAGACCGUCGGUGUAUUUCCGUCCAACUUCGUCGAGGUAUUACCCGAGGAUUUUCGACCGGUUACGCGGUCAGCGAGUCCGUUGACUUCGAGUCAUUCCCCGAGUCCUACAAACACGCCGCACAAGUCCAAGUCGCGAAACUUCCGCAAACCUUUCGAGGCCUACGCGAAGGCACCUCACUACACAACAGCAAAACAACCCGAAAUAAUAAGACACACAUCCAACACACCGCCGAGAAAGAAUUCGGCUAGCUCGUUCAGAAACGAUGCGCGUCGCGGUAUUGACCGCGGCCCAUCGCCGUCUGAGGCUCGGGGCCACGGAUCAAGAGCCCCGUCGCCGGCGCCUCCUCCGCCGGUGAACACUUAUGCCCCUAGAGGCGCGUCUCCUAUACCUCCAAUGCACUCGCAAUCACAUUCAUAUUCGCAUUCACACUCAUAUUCGCAAUCACAAUCGCGCCCGCAUUCCAGAGGCCCUUCGCCAGUUCCUCCCCAACCCUAUGACUACAGCCGAGGCCCGUCGCCAGUCCCGCCUCCAGUUCAAAACUACGGCUCAAGGGCUCCAUCGCCGGCUCCUUCAUUUUCUUUCAAGCCGUAUCGGCCCGGAGCAGAGCGCGACUCACCACCACCUCCGGCCCCGCCGCCUCAUCGCCACGUUAUUACGCGAGGGAACUCAAACGCGUCGCACAUGUCCCAUGCAUCUUUUGAAACGCGACGGCAGGAAGGAUAUCAUACACCGAGGGUACCUUCACCACUACCCCAAUCCCCAGCUGGCGACGGAUAUACCCCCUCGCCGCUGCGGGAGGCGAUGGACGGCGUAAUAGAACAAUUGGACGCGUUAGGCAUGUCGCGCGAUCGCUCGACCGAAUCCCCAGAACCGCCCUUGGAUCCGUGGUCGCCGGAGUCUUUCGACAUGGUCCACCACCGAUCGAAGAAAAGAGCGCAAACUAGACCUCUAGCCCCUAGAAGCAUGCCUUUUGAAGAUUCGGGGUAUGGCGGCUCCUUCAACGGUGGCUCGUCGCAAGAGAGCACGUUUCAUGGCAGCGUCCCGCAAGAACAUCCGCUACCGCAGCUGAACAGUUACGUGGAGAGAAUGGAGAAUCGCUUCCGAAAAAUGCAACAUCAGGGCUCAAAGAGCAUGGACAAUGAUGACAUGGGCCCCCCGCCGCCGCCACCACCCAAAAAUCCUAUAUACAGUCGGCCGAAGUCCUCGAUGGGUGAUCGCGACGAGGGAGGAGUACGCAAAUUCCUGAGAAAGCAGAAAUCGUCUUAUGAAGUCGGUCUGCUGGAUAGGACAGGUACGAACAAGACGAAUUCAACGAAUGCUUCGUCCGGUAAUAGGAGUACCGCGACGAACAGCACUCAGCGAAGUCUGAUGAGUGGCGUCUCGGCGGGCGGAAUCAGUGCUACGAGCGCUGGUAGCCUGGCGAGAAAGAACCUGCGAGCGCGGAGUGCUUUAGGAUUCCGGGACGAAGACGACGAGGGUUGGGAUCCGAAUCGGCCGACCACGCCGUUUACAGGAGUAUCCUAUCAUCCGAGUCACUCCACGUCUGCGAUGAGACCCCAGUCACAGGCUGGUUUUAAUGAUGACGGAAUCGCAUCCGUAGGAGGUCUCGUGCAACCCGGAGCCACGAAACCUAAGAAGCAGAAUUUCAUUAAGAGGAUUCUAGAGGCGACGAAGACCGGAGUUGCUAGCGGUCGCAGUAGUAUUGCGACCGGUUCGGGGUCUGCGCAGCCUUCGCCGACUAGGCGGUCCAUAGUACCUAACGGGAUCACGUCCUUGACAGGGGGUAUUAGCAGCACGAACCUGAUACGAGAUGCGGCGACCGAUAUGGGACUUACAAAUGGGGUGGACUGGGUGCAGGUACGAAGGGAUGUGAACCGUUCAAAUACAUUGAGCAAGAAUGAGCGAUCCGAGCGACGUGACCGCUGUCUUAUGCUGGAUUAUCCGGCAAUAGAUCCCGUCGAUGAGCUCUAUGAAAGCGUCGAGGGUGACGAGGGUGCCGAUUCCAUGCCAGUCCGCGAGCCGAUCAACUACCAAGUCAUAAACCUAAGCCAAGUAGACAAAAACUCCCGCUUCAUCAGUAGUCUACCGCCAAUGACGACUGCUGUUACUCUAGCAACAACUUACGUCUGCAGACCUUAUAAAAGCGAAGUCCAGCGCCUUCGAGCAAUAUUCACAUGGGUCGCGGAAAAGGUUAAUUGGGAGGAAGAUUUCGAUGGCGAUAUAGAUACGCGACGGGUGAUCUCGACUAAGCGAGCCUGCUCUGAAGAAUACGCCGUUCUCGUCCAUGAGAUGUGCGCCGCGAUCGGUAUACCCUCCGAAGUUGUCCGCGGCUAUCUCAAGACUCCCGGUGAGGUUCCCGAAACUGGCAUGAUGCCUCGAUCGAACCAUUGGUGGAACGCCGUCAUAAUCGACAAUGAGUGGCGCAUGAUAGAUUGCUGUCUCGCAAGCCCGUCAAAUCCUCGCCGCGGACUAUACUCAGGCGCCAGCAGUGCUACCGCGGAAUUUUGGUAUUUCCUCACUCGACCUACCGAGCUCUGCUGGACACAUAUCCCCGAGCAUCACAGCCAGCAACACAUCUGUCCGCCAGUUGCUCAUGAGACGCUGCUCAACUUACCUGGUGCUUGUCCUCCGUUCUUUAAGCAAUCCAUUGCCAUGGUCGACUACAAUACUUCCCUAACUCGCAUCGAAGACCUCGAGAUGGUACAUAUCAAGUUCAACGUACCCCCUGAUAUCGAGGUAGCAGCCGAGGUCGAAGUGCGAGGGUUCACACGCGAUGCAGAUGGCGACCUCUUCGAAAGCGGAGAGGUAGUGAAGAAACGCGCGCUCGCGCAAGCAGACUGGUACAAUGGCGGAAAGCGGUACACGGUGAAAGCGCUCCUCCCGGGAGAUGAGGGCAGCGGUGUUCUGAAGGUCUACGCGGGCAAGCGGGGGCUUAUGCAUAGCAUCAAGGAUAUCCCGCACCCCCUCGCGUUCGCGCUGCCGAUUAUGCACACAGGCGAAAACCCGCCCUACGAGUUCGUCACCCGUCACCCGACGCCGCACGCGCAACGCCACGACAUAUACGUCGUGCAGCCCCAGUGCCAACGCCUCGCGCUGAACAACACGUUCGUGUUCGCCAUCCGCCAGCACCCAUCCAGCCUCUCGGGCGGUGGACCGGGCAGUAACCCGGGAGGCGCGAGCCCGACGCCGUUCGCGCGGCCGGGCAGCGCUAUGAGCAUGUCAAGCAGCGCGGCGGCGUCGUCGAACCCGAGCUCGGCGACGGGCAGCAUCGCGGGCAAGAAGCCGGCCAAGCUGGCGAUCCAGACGCCCGGGGGCAAGAUCCUCAGGCUCAUGCGCAAGGAGGACCGCAGCGGCCGAGGCGGCAUCGGGGUCGGCGGGCGCGCGCCGGCCGAGGAGGAGGCUAGCGACGGCGGCACGUGGGAGACCAUCAUCAAGUGUUCGGAGCGCGGGGUCUGGCGCGGCCUGGUGCUCGCGGACCGCACGGCUAGAUGGUGCGUCUUUGCGGAGUGGGUUUGCAUCUAGAAACUCUUUUUCGGGUUCCGCCCCAAACUCCGCCCCAACUUUUGGACUCGAAGACUGUUCCCCCAACUUUUCUACAGCAUGCUCCAAUCCCCAAUCCCCCAAGCCUCCCUAAACUAGUGAGAGGGGGAGGGUUCCACAUACGUGGGCGGCGGGUGCGUCGCGGCGCUAUGUACGAGGGUACAUGUACGAUCCAGGAUUCUACAUACGUUGAUACAUAUUCGAUGGAGACCCCGGGCGUUGGAACUCGGGGAGACUAUGGGGACAACCUACUAGUACCUCACAGCGCAUACCGACGCGCCGGUGGAAUAGUCGGCCGAACCGGAUGAUGGUGGUAUAUUACUCUUUUUUUCUUGCUCUUUCGUCUCUCUGCAUCUACUCGGCGUUUAUGGAUGAGAUAACGUUCCAGGAAAGGAAACGUUGGAUUCAUAACUUUUUCAUUUCUGACGGCCGGAAAGGAGAAAGAUGUUCGAUUACCUUGGUUCUUUGUUUCGCACCGAGAGGCGUUUUGAGCUUGGCAUGGAAUGAGAUAGGACGUGGAUGCUAUCAUCAGUACCAACCAACUGGUGCGAUGUUGAUGUUGUCAGAUUCAAAUGUACGUGUAAUAGGAAUUGAGGAAUUGAAAUGCUAGCUAUGCUUUACGCAUGGCACUAUACAUGAAGA